ACCGCCGCCCCACUGUAUCAUAUGAACACUAGUACUGUAUAUUAGUCGGAUCGCCCGACGCCCUCCUUCGCAGCCAUCCGCUCCUUUACACGCAUCACUCUCUUUACCAAUGUACAUAGCCACUCAUUCAGCUGCAUGUAUCCUCAUCACCCACACUCAUUGUAUCUCCAACACUCACACUCGUUGUAUCCGUUUCCGCUCCUCCUUCACGAAUCUAAUGACCUAUUUAUUUAUUUAUCUAACCGUCGAGGCACCCGCGUUAGGCUCGAGAACGAUUGGUAGGUUUUUGACACGGCGCUCGAGGAAGCGGAAGCCCGAUUUCUCAGUGGCGCCGCCUUGAGCAGGUCCUGAGUCGCAGCUUAAAAACCGCGCCGCAAGUCUC
Messenger RNA from Schizophyllum commune H4-8, 382 nucleotides. RefSeq lists its product as uncharacterized. Bases 110 to 340 code for a protein of 76 amino acids. NCBI's taxonomy places the organism in Eukaryota, Fungi, Basidiomycota, Agaricomycetes, Agaricales, Schizophyllaceae. The transcript has a single exon. The record is from RefSeq and is a predicted model, not a curated record.